AUUCCGUCGAGGUAGGCACGGUCGAGUAUCGCAUAUACCGUUCCUCCUCGUAGGCAUUCCAAGCGGGAAUUCUCGAAAGCCAGUUGUGUUGUAGAAACCGUGGUGCGGCUUGCCCGCUCGCCGGUACUUUCGACCGGUCGUAAAGCCGUCGGUUUCGCAGCUCCGUUCCGGCCGCUUUCAGUAACACGGAAUUUCGCCACGAAAACGGACGCGAUCGUUUUCGUCUAUCCUGGACUAUCGGAGUCGCGGACCAUCCGAAGGCCCCACUGGCGAGCCGUAACAUAAAAUUCUGAGUUCCGCUGCGCGAGCCGGUCACAAUGGAUGUCGAAACCGGGGCCAUUUUGGCCCUACAGAUAUUGGCUCUGUGCUCGAUAGUCGCAGCCUUGUUGGCCUAUCUGAUGCGACAGUCCAGGAAUGCUGCCGACGAGUACGAGUCGCGCAACAAACGUCACGUACUCGUUACCAGCUGUGAUACAUGCGUAGGCUUGCAGAUCGCCCUUGCACUCUACGAAGCCGGUUACAAGGUGUUCGCGGGUCUGCUGGACCCGACGGGCAGUUCGCCGUCGGUCAAAAUCCUGAAGGCAAUCGAGCUAGAGCGGCAGAAAGAGGGCGAAUCUGGCGGCGACCCGCAGCAACCGGAAGCCACACGUGCCCGCGGUCAAAUCGUGCCAUUGGAGCUGGACCCGACGAGGGAGGACAGUUUGCGUGCUUGUUUGGAUGCUGUCAGGGCGAAACUUCCGGCCGGCGAAGAUGGUCUCUGGGCAGUCGUGCACACGGGUGGCUUGGUUUUACCAGGUAUCAUAGAAAAACAGACCAGUUCAAUGUGGGAGUCUAUGCUGCGUCAUAAUUUAGUUGCUCCGCUAAGAACAGCCAGAGUGUUCAUCCCUCUUUUGCGCAUCAAGAGAGGCCGCAUCGUUCUUUUGGGCGACUCCGAGACGAGCUACGGCAGCAAGGCGGGCUCCGGACUGGUGGCGUUCAGCGCAUCCCGAAAAGCCGUGGAAGGUGUCGCGGAGGCGUUAAAAAGCGAAUUACAUUCAUCGGGCGUCGACGUCGUACUUCUCAAACCGCCGCCCGUGAAUCCCCUCGUUCUUUAUGCAUCGCCCGUUCUCAAGACGUAAGACGCUACCCAACCAUCAGUUUAUGAUGCCUUGUUUCCGCGGGCUAACAAAGAUGUUAAGUCGGCAGUAGGCAUCCCGCCCGACCACUUUGCCGAAAGUUUUGCAAGUCGCUCGACAGUUUCGCUCUCUUCCAAAGACGCUCCCAUCUUUCCUCCUUCUUUCUUUCCAGCGCGAUCUCCUCGUUAAUGAUAUUAAUUUCCAAUCUUAGAAAUUGGGCCAUAAUUUCGUAUUCAGAACCAUUGCUCUUUGACCAUUUACUUUUACUUAGAAGCGUAAUGAUGGAAGAAUGAUAAAGGAUAUCAUUUUCUGUUACUAAUCUAAUUUUGAUAAGCGAUAAAAAAUGUGAUCUCAUCUUUAGAAUUAAAUUACUUAAAUAAUUCAAUUAGGUUACCACAUCGAUGUGUAUGUGCGUGUCAGAGAGAGAGAGAGAGAGAGAGAGAGAGAG
Messenger RNA from Pogonomyrmex barbatus (red harvester ant), 1563 nucleotides. Its product is annotated as D-beta-hydroxybutyrate dehydrogenase, mitochondrial. Gene Ontology annotation, cellular component: intracellular membrane-bounded organelle. NCBI's taxonomy places the organism in Eukaryota, Metazoa, Arthropoda, Insecta, Hymenoptera, Formicidae. Gene Ontology annotation, molecular function: oxidoreductase activity. The record is from RefSeq and is a predicted model, not a curated record. Gene Ontology annotation, biological process: steroid metabolic process.